GCGCAGCCUCACCUGACGCCCAGACGGAGAGAGCAGUUUUGCGUGAGUCUUGGAGGAAGUACAACUUUGACACUUCCGCCCCCGAGUCACCAUCGCUCCACUCGCUCGUCCUCCUCCGCGCGCGUCGUGCCCAGCGUCACCCAGCACCGGGUCAGCCAGCACCGGGUCAGCCAGCACCGGGUCAGCCAGCACCGGGUCAGCCAGCACCGGGUCAGCCAGCACCGGGUCAGCCAGCACCGGUUCCCCGGGUCACCCAUGAGGCUGGAGGCCGCGGCCAGGAUGGAUCUGUUCCGGAAGCUGUGGAGGGCGAGGAAUCUGAUUGUUGUGCUUUUCAUCCCGCUGUGUCUGCUGCCACUUCCGCUCCUGCACCCCACCAGUGAAGCGUGUUGUGCGUAUGUGCUGAUCGUCACAGCCGUCUACUGGGUGUCAGAAGCUGUUCCCUUGGGGGCCGCCGCCCUUGUGCCCGCCUUCCUCUACCCGCUCUUUGGGGUGCUCAAGUCAAGUGAGGUGGCGGCGGAGUACAGCAAAGACACCACCCUGCUGCUGAUGGGAGUCAUCUGUCUGGCUGCGUCCAUCGAGAAGUGGAACCUCCACAAGCGUGUGGCCCUGCGUAUGGUGAUGAUGGCGGGGGCCAAGCCUGGCAUGUUGGUGCUGGGCUUCAUGUGUUGCACCACCUUCCUGUCCAUGUGGCUCAGCAACACCUCCACCACGGCCAUGGUGAUGCCAAUAGCGGAGGCCGUGCUGCAGCAACUCAUUUGCACCGGCAUGGCGGACAACAUGGAGGACAACAUGGCGGACAACAUGGAGGAUGACAUGGAGGAUGACAGCGACAAAGAAGAAAACCUGGACAACAACCGACUGGAGCUGCACGACAGGAGUCAGGGCAGAGGAGCACAGAAAGUGAGAGGGGAGAGGCCUCUACUGGAAAGCAAUGACUGCAAGAAGAAACAUGAGCUGUCUGCACUUUGCCAGGUCGCCAGCGGCGAGGCCAAUGGAGCGACUCCAAACGCCACCCAGGAGGUCAUCAGGCACACCAACGGACAUUUGCCGCAGGUUGCCGUGGAAAUGCCAAACGUAAAGCGAGUGAAGGCCAGGCGGGACUCCCAGUACCCCACCAAGAGAGAUCACAUGAUCUGCAAAUGUCUGACGCUCAGCAUCACCUACGCUGCCACCAUUGGCGGCCUCAUCACCAUCACCGGCACCUCCACCAACCUGAUCUUCGCCGAGCAGUUCAACACCCAGCCGGGACAAAGACGUUACCCAGACGCCAAAGUCAUCAACUUUGGCACCUGGUUCAUCUUCAGUUUCCCCAUCGCCAUCAUCAUGCUGGUCCUCACCUGGCUGUGGCUUCACUUCCUCUUCCUGGGCUGCAACUUCCAGGAAACAUGCUCACUGAGUAAGAAAUGCAAAUCUAAGAGAGAGAUGAUGUCAGAGAAGAGAAUACAGGAGGAAUAUGAAAAACUGGGACCCAUCAGUUACCCAGAGGUGGUCACCGGGGUUUUCUUCAUCCUGAUGACUCUGCUGUGGUUCACAAGAGAGCCAGGAUUCGUUCCCGGCUGGACGUCUCUUUUUGAGAAAAAAGGUUACCGGACUGAUGCGACGGUGUCUGUCCUCCUGGGCUUCCUGCUCUUCCUCAUUCCUGCCAGGCGACCCUUCUCCUCGUCCUCCUCCAGCUCCAGAGACCCUGUUACAGUGUCGGAUCCACUGGCUCCCAUGAUCACCUGGAAGGACUUCCAGAGACUGAUGCCGUGGGAGAUCGUCAUCCUGGUGGGCGGAGGCUACGCCCUGGCUGCCGGCUGCAAGGUGUCAGGCUUGUCGGUGUGGAUCGGCCGACAGCUGGAGCCCAUGAGUGGACUCCCACCCUGGGCCGUCACCCUGCUGGCCUGCCUGCUGGUGUCGGCGGUCACCGAGUUUGCAUCCAACCCGGCCACCCUGACCGUCUUCUUGCCCAUCCUGUCUGCGCUGUCGGAGACCCUGCACAUCAACCCCCUCCACACUUUAAUCCCCUCCACUAUGUGCGUGUCAUUCGGGGUCAUGCUUCCAGUGGGGAACCCCCCUAACGCCAUCGUCUUCAGCUACGGACACCUGCAGAUCAGCGACAUGGUGAAAGCAGGAUUCGGGGUGAACCUGAUUGGUGUGGCGGUGGUGAUGUUGGCCAUCACCACGUGGGGGGUGCCACUCUUUAAUUUGACCGAGUUCCCAGCCUGGGCCGUGGCCGGCAACGUGACCAGCAGCUUAUAGCGCCCAUCCGCAGCGUUUCUACGGAAGGAAUGGAAGUAAUGUGAAGUGUAUUAGAAUGAUUAGUUUUGUGGGGCCAAUUCAAUAUUUUCAUCAUUGGAUGGAGAUUCUUACUUGCCGUGUGACGCAUCACAUUUUAUAAGAACACAUGCAACUGUGCCUUUUUUCAGUAAACACUGCGGUACUUUCAAUGCAAGCAUCAUCAAUGUUUAUGCAGAUAUAUGGACAUCAAUGUUUAUGCAGAUAUAUAGACAUCAAUGUUUAUGCAGAUAUAUAGACAUCAAUGUUUAUGCAGAUAUAUAUACAUCAAUGUUUAUGCAGAUAUAUAGACAUCAAUGUUUAUGCAGAUAUAUAGACAUCAAUGUUUAUGCAGAUAUAUAGACAUCAAUGUUUAUGCAGAUAUAUAGACAUCAAUGUUUAUGCAGAUAUAUAGA
This is a messenger RNA of Entelurus aequoreus (snake pipefish), 2672 nucleotides long. It is a transcript of the gene slc13a4, whose product is annotated as solute carrier family 13 member 4. Gene Ontology annotation, molecular function: transmembrane transporter activity. Gene Ontology annotation, biological process: monoatomic anion transmembrane transport. The record is from RefSeq and is a predicted model, not a curated record. Lineage: Eukaryota; Metazoa; Chordata; Actinopteri; Syngnathiformes; Syngnathidae. Bases 256 to 2241 code for a protein of 661 amino acids. The transcript has 18 exons. Gene Ontology annotation, cellular component: membrane.